AUGAAAAUAUACACAUCACGGCCCAUUGAUAUACCUCGAGAUUUGAACCUCACCGAGCUGCUCCACACUAGUGUGGCCCCAUUGCCAGAGUCCCAAGUCAUCGCGGCGGAUAGUCUUACGAACCGGAAAAUUAGCCUCGGCGAGCUCAGGGAUCGCGCAGGGAGAAUUGCAAAGGGGCUGAAGGACGUACUGGCCCCCCCGGAUCAGGCUCGUUGGGUUAUCGCGCUGCCAAACAGCGUGGAGUUUCUUGAAUUGUUCCACGCGAUAUUAUGGACAGGAGGAGUCGUGUGCCCCAUAAACCAUGCACUCAAAGUCUCGGAGAUUGGCCAUGGGCUCGCUGUCUCGAGACCGCACUUUGUGGUGGCGUACGGCCCGACGAUGGCCGCUGUGCAAGAGGCCGUGGACGUGGCUACGGAGGACCUCGGCGCACAGGAUAUAAUCUGGAAGCGACCACUGAUGAUGUCGAUCGUGGAGCCAUGUCGAGGUGCGAAGCAUAUCCCUGAUGACUUUAUGGCUUCGACUAGGCUGCCCAUUCCUCACUGGCCCGAUACUUCUGUGCGCCUCGCAUCAAUUCAUCUCUCUUCCGGAACAACAGGAAAAUCAAAGGGGGCUGAGCUCACGCAUUUCAACUUCGUUUCCAACGUCAUGCAGCUCGUUGCCCUGGAUGGCGGUCGCCGAAUGUUCAACCCGUCAUCGCGAACGGUCGCCUUCACGCCGUGGGCUCACAUCGCCAUGACGACGGCGCCCGUCUUCCUCGGACCGUACACGGGGAUGUUUCAUCAUGCCAUGCCGCAGUACAACAUCGAAGAACUUGGACGACUCGUCGAGUCCACGCGAGCUACUGUGUUCCAAGGCGUUCCCAGCGUGAUGCUGGCCCUCGCCGACUCCGAUAUCACGGAGCGCUACGAUUUCUCCAAGGCGCAAACUAUCAUCGCCGGCGGGACGCCACUGAAGCCAGAACAGCUCUCAAGGUUGCUGGGCCGGGCUCCGUGGAGACUUCUGCAGGCAUACGGCAUGACGGAGGCCUCGGGUUACGUGGCUUAUCAAGAGCAUAACGAGGAUGUACCGGAUGGCUGUACCGGUAAGCUGUUGCCCGGCAUCGAAGCCGCUCUGAAGAGAGAGGGAACGACGGAUGAUGCACCACCCGGCGGUCCAGGAGAGCUGUGGCUGCGCGGGCCCAACAUCACACCCGGAUACGCCUUCGACCCAGGCGCGAAGCGAGCUGCGUUCCCCGUGGAAGGCUGGUAUAAUACUGGAGAUGUUUGUCGUAUAGACGAACAUGGUCGCGUGUGGGUUAUUGGCCGGACAAAGGAGUUAAUCAAGUAUCAAGGCUUCCAGGUCAGUCCCAUGGAGUUGGAGAAGAUGGUCAAUUCACACCCCCACGUCCAUGAGGCGGGUGUUGGGCCACUAUGGGAUGAGAGCCAACUGACGGAGGUGCCUGCCGCAUGGGUUGUGUUGAAGGAUGAUGGGAGGACGGCCAAGGGAGAAGUCAUUGCCAAGCUGAGAGACAUCCAACGAGCUGUGAAUGAGCAGGUCAGCGGUUACAAGAAGCUCAGAGGUGGUGUCUGGGCCGUCGACAAGAUCCCAAGGAACGCAACUGGUAAGAUUCUCAGGCGAGAGUUGGUCAGGAAGAUUGAUGGCUUGUGUUCGCGGGAGCAGUCCGGAAGAGUAUCCGCGAAGCUCUGA
Molecule: messenger RNA, 1686 nt
Organism: Colletotrichum graminicola M1.001
Lineage: Eukaryota; Fungi; Ascomycota; Sordariomycetes; Glomerellales; Glomerellaceae
Product: AMP-binding enzyme
Exons: 1
Coding region: 1-1686 (561 amino acids)
Biological process (GO): secondary metabolic process
Molecular function (GO): CoA-ligase activity
Source: RefSeq, a predicted model, not a curated record